GACAGAGGCAGCAUUUUAAACUUCUACCGAAAACUGUUGUCAUAAGGCAGGACAGGACAGCCGAGUAACCACCGUAGGACAGGUCUGCAGAAUCAUUUGAUGUCUUUAAAAAAAAAACUGUAGCUUGUUAUGCGUCGCAUUAAUGGUUUAAUGUUGUAUUAAUGAAUGCUUGCGCAAAAAGAGUGUUAGUUUUCAUUUAAAUCCGAAUGUGAGUGAAACGAAGCUAGCUUUCCAGGCUAAACUAACGUCGGUUGAGUUGGGGUUAACUUUAAUCACUUUGUCGAACCGCUUAGCUCGUAUAUUUUUCUUUAAAAUAAUCGAAAAGCUCCUUCAACCCAAAAUGAGUGCUGGUGUUGCGAAGCCAGCUCCUGUAUCCGGACUUUCCGAUCCGAAGUCGGCGCCUCUGAAAGAGAUUCCAGAUAUCCUGGUUGAUCCCCGCACCACGAAGAGAUACACGAGAGGAAGGUUCCUGGGAAAGGGGGGCUUCGCCAAAUGCUACGAAAUCACAGACGUGGAGACGAACCAGGUCUUUGCUGGGAAAGUCGUGCCUAAAGCUCUGAUCUUAAAGCAGCACCAGAGGGAAAAGAUGACGUCUGAAAUCGCCAUUCAUAAAAGCCUUAAUCACGCGAACGUCGUGGGCUUCCACGGUUUCUUUGAGGACGACGACUUUGUCUUUGUGGUCCUGGAAAUCUGCAGGAGAAGGUCCCUGUUGGAGCUCCACAAGCGUCGUAAGGCUGUCACAGAGCCAGAGGCCCGGUACUACAUGACCCAGUUGCUGAAGGGAGUCCACUACCUGCACAACAAUAGAGUCAUUCACCGAGACCUGAAGCUGGGGAACAUCUUCCUCAAUGAUGACAUGGAUGUCAAGAUAGGGGACUUUGGCUUGGCCACAAAGAUCGAGUUUGAUGGCGAACGGAAAAAGACGUUGUGUGGAACGCCUAACUACAUCGCACCCGAAGUGCUCUGUAAAAAAGGCCACAGUUAUGAAGUGGAUGUCUGGUCACUUGGCUGCAUACUGUACACGUUGCUGGUGGGUAAGCCCCCGUUUGAGACGUCCUGCCUGAAGGAAACCUACAGUCGCAUUAAGAAAAACAACUACGUCAUCCCCUGGCACAUCAACCCAGCGGCAGCCUCGCUCAUCAAGAGGAUGCUGCAUGCCGAUCCUGCUCAGAGGCCAACUAUCACUCAGCUGCAAGAGGACGAGUUCUUCACAUCAGGUUACAUACCGCUGCGCCUGCCCACCACAUGCCUCACUGUGCCCCCACGGUUCUCUAUCGUCCCCUCCACCGCUGCAGAGCUGGGCCAGCGACGUCCCCUCACUCCUUUGAACAACAAGGGUGGGACAGAGAAAAUGGAGGUGAUAGAUGAGCCGGUGCCAAAGGAGGCUGAACCAUCGGAAAACCACCUGAAAGACAUGCUGCAGCAGCUCAACAGCAUCAUGGCCUCCAAGCCAUCGGAGAAGGUUGUCGUCCGACAAGAGGAAGCAGAGGAUCCUGCAUGUAUUCCCAUUUUCUGGAUCAGCAAAUGGGUUGACUACUCAGACAAAUAUGGACUGGGCUAUCAGCUGUGUGACAACAGCGUGGGCGUUCUGUUCAACGAUUACACUCGUCUCAUCAUGUACACGGACGGAGACAGCCUGCAGUACAUCGACAAGACAGCAGCCGAGUCCUACAUGAGUGUCCGCUCGUUCCCUGCUACUCUCAACAAGAAGAUAACGUUGCUUAAGUACUUCCGUAACUACAUGAGCGAGCACCUGCUAAAAGCUGGUGCCAACGUGGCUCGGCGGGAAGGGGACGAGCUCGCGCGGCUGCCAUACCUUUCGCUGUGGUUCAGAACGAAGAGUGCCAUCGUCUUGCACCUCAGCAACGGCACGGUCCAGAUAAACUUCUUCCAGGACCACACCAAGCUGAUCCUGUGCCCACUGAUGGGUGCUGUGACCUACAUCGACGAGAAGCGGGACUUCCGCACCUACAAGCUGUCUCUGCUGGAGGAGUUCGGCUGCUGUAGGGAGCUGGCCAGCCGCUUGCGUUACGCCAAGCUCAUGGUGGAGAAACUGCUGGACAGCAAGUCCUCCUCUGCGGCACAUUAAAGUUUUUCCUCCAAAAGGCUUCAAUCACUGUCUGUCGGUGCCUCGGAACUUUAAAUUCAGUUUUUAUCGAGGCAGGCAGUGACUUAUCUCACCCCAACACGACCCGUACCAUGAAAACCCUUUCCUAUGUCAAAAAUCACAUAUCAUUUCCUGUUUUUUUGUUUUUUUUUUUAAGUUUCUGCUUUUGACAGUUUUCACUCUUAAAUUGACUUUUUUUAAUGAAGCUUACCUUUUUAAAGAAAACAUAGCUGCUGUAUUAUGAACAGCGCUGUGGAUAAUCUUGUACAUUCAAGUCUUGGAAGUAAAAGUGAAAAUCUUUGUUAAAAUCCAGGAUAUGUUUUUUUGGCACUGUCGUCUUUCGUUUGAGCUCCCCAGAGGGAAACAUGUCGGACUUGUUCUUCGACAUGGAGGUGGAUUUGAAAAAAGGCAACUCUGGUGUGCUCCUCUUUCUGUGUUUGGGUUUUAUCUGUGUUCUGUGUAGAGACUUAGAACCUGUUAAUAUGUCUUUAUCAUGUACAUUCUCCCUGUUCUUAAUUUUUUUUAAGUUCUAGAUGAGUUUCCAACAAGAUGUACAAAUUGUACAUACUGCUAAGUAUGCUUACAUUUUAAAGAUGGUUUACCUCUGCCCAAGUUUAAAUAAAGAUUGUUUUGAAAUGG
Girardinichthys multiradiatus is the source of this 2746-nucleotide messenger RNA. RefSeq names its product polo-like kinase 1 (Drosophila) (gene plk1). The record is from RefSeq and is a predicted model, not a curated record. The coding region runs from base 341 to 2089 and encodes 582 amino acids. Gene Ontology annotation, molecular function: ATP binding; protein binding; protein serine/threonine kinase activity. NCBI's taxonomy places the organism in Eukaryota, Metazoa, Chordata, Actinopteri, Cyprinodontiformes, Goodeidae. Gene Ontology annotation, biological process: protein phosphorylation; mitotic cell cycle; regulation of cytokinesis. The transcript has 11 exons. Gene Ontology annotation, cellular component: nucleus; centrosome; spindle pole.